CCUCCUCGACAUCUUCCCUUCGUCCUCUCCAGCCAUGGCCACUAUUACGGAUUUUGUGGAUCUGUCACAGCCAUCUUUGAAAUUAUGUGUGCUGUCGAUUGCAUUCAAUCCCAUCUUCUGGAACAUUGUUGCCCGCACCGAAUAUCGGAAUCACUUCCUGACUCGUAUCUUCGGUAACAACCCUUACUACGGAUGCUACUUCCUCGCAUUCACCAUCUUCACUCUGGGCAUCGUUCGCGACCAUAUCUACCAACUGGCCCUCGAAGACCAACCCUACUAUGACCCUGUGCACCAACCGAUCCUAGGCGGCGCCCUGUUCGCCGUCGGCUCCGUCCUCGUACUCUCCAGCAUGUGGGCCCUCGGCGUCACCGGCACCUACCUGGGUGACUACUUUGGCAUCUUGAUGGAUGCCCCGGUUACCGGGUUUCCUUUCAACGUCACCGGUUCUCCCAUGUACUGGGGAAGCACCUUGAACUUUUUGGGCGUCGCUCUGUACAGGGGCAAGGUCGCCGGUGUGCUUCUGUCCGCUGGGGUCUUUGUCCUGUACUGGUUCGCCCUGAAGUGGGAGGACCCCUUCACCGCCGAAAUCUACGCCAAGCGUGAGCGCGAACGCGCAAAGUCCAAGCGGGGCGGCAAGGCCCAGUAAGCGACAUUGGUCAGAUUUCCCUUCUGCGCUCUGCUCGGGGCCACACGUGGUCUGUGCGAGCAUGAGAAGCAGCGCCUUUUGGCACUGGAGACCUGGACUUUCAACAUCCACGUGAUCCGUCGGACCCAUUCGGUUGAUGGACAGAUGUCAUCCGACCCGAAGACUGGGACAGAGGGUGGUUAGUAAAGAAAAGGGGAGGAGAGGAUAUGAGAAUAGCUGGUAGCCUUUGAUUGAUUGACAUUCAACAAGAAUUAGUAGGGAGAAGGAGGUGUGUCUGCGUGGCUUGAUAGCCCAGUGGUAUUCAUAUUGUGUUGGGUGUGAAACAUGAACAUGAAAUAUACAUAAGAAACAUUGACUGUUGUCUGCUACGUACUCAAGACGUUUAUG
Molecule: messenger RNA, 1033 nt
Organism: Aspergillus campestris IBT 28561
Lineage: Eukaryota; Fungi; Ascomycota; Eurotiomycetes; Eurotiales; Aspergillaceae
Product: bifunctional phosphatidyl-N-methylethanolamine N-methyltransferase/phosphatidyl-N-dimethylethanolamine N-methyltransferase
Exons: 5
Coding region: 35-646 (203 amino acids)
Biological process (GO): phosphatidylcholine biosynthetic process
Molecular function (GO): S-adenosylmethionine-dependent methyltransferase activity
Source: RefSeq, a predicted model, not a curated record